Aspergillus puulaauensis is the source of this 1896-nucleotide messenger RNA. RefSeq lists its product as uncharacterized. Gene Ontology annotation, molecular function: DNA binding; zinc ion binding; DNA-binding transcription factor activity, RNA polymerase II-specific. The coding region runs from base 1 to 1896 and encodes 631 amino acids. Gene Ontology annotation, biological process: regulation of DNA-templated transcription; DNA-templated transcription. Lineage: Eukaryota; Fungi; Ascomycota; Eurotiomycetes; Eurotiales; Aspergillaceae. The transcript has 6 exons. The record is from RefSeq and is a predicted model, not a curated record.
AUGCAAUCUCCAGUCCCUGGGCGCGAACCAGGCUCGCGGCGAUCGACCGCCUGUGACGCGUGCUUCCACCGCAAGAUUAAAUGCGAUAGCACUAAACCCCGGUGUAACUGGUGUUAUCAUCGCCAAGUGGAUUGCACGUACGACCGUCAUCGUUCUGAUGGGACUGUCCGCAAGAAGGCCUCUGCUGGGAAAAGGCGAAACUUGAUCGAUCGCAUUCGUCACAUUGACCAGCUCCGCGCGGAGUCUAGAUUGGGGGACGACCUACCACCAGCGGAGAAACAGGCGGAUACAGCUCGUCAGUCCGCUAGCCCGAGCCAGUUCCUUGGCCCGAUACAGCUGCUACCAUCUCCUAGGAUUAUCCAUUUUGCAGGAUGGAAGAUUGGCAAUAUAAGCCCCGACCGGGGAUCAACACCAACGUUGGUGCCCGAGGGUAUCCAAUGGAUCCAGUCCAGAACAGGAACUACGGUGCCUUUCCCAACCGCCCACUAUGCACCAUGGGAAAAGGCAAAGCCAUCUCACAACCUAGCCAUCGGUGCUCGUCGGACCUCAACGAGACGCCUUGAGCUUCCACCGAGACCAGUCCUGAGCCGCUACUUGGAUGCCUACUGGUCGUCCGCGAUACAUGCACUAUUCCCCGUGAUUGAUUCGUCGCUAUUUUCCCAGACAAUAGACACUGCGUAUCUGGCCUCCGAGAGUGGUGCUCACCACAGCUCGAGGGCAUGUAUAUUUGCCCUCCUUGGUCUCGUCUCAGGAGUGGAUUAUCCUAGAGCCCAAUGCACUGCUCCAACGCCCCCAAACGUCCCGAGAGAUGAUUACAUUCUCGAAACCCAACGACUAUUACCGUCUAUCAUAUGCGAAGGGUUUAAUUUAGAUGCCUUACAGGCCACCGUCAUUCUGGCCGUGCUAGGUGUCAUGACAGGUGAACUGCAGAAUGCCACCCACUAUGCUUCCAUCUCUUCACGUUCUAUCAUUGCCGUGGGCGUCCAUACUAUGGGAGACCCCGCCCAAGAGGUCGGCAUUCCCAGCAGUGAUUCAGAUGAUAUACGAAUUAGGAAGCAUCUCCGUAACCUCUUCUGGAUCUGCUAUGCCCUGGACAAAGAUAUUUCGUUACGUACAGGACAGAGCCACUGCCUGCGGGAUGAAGACUGCAACCUCCAGCUGCCAGUUGACUAUACUAAAGAUCUUUUCUCGCGAAUGACCUAUUUUGCGCCACUGAACGCUGUCGAGGGUCCAUUAUUCCCCAUCGAACUACACCUGAGUUUGAUCAAAUCCCGGAUAUUCACCGCGCUUUAUUCGUACCAGGGGAUGCAAAAGAGCGAUGCCGAAAUCAUCCGCCUAAUCCGAGAAUUGGACGAUGAAAUUGAACGGUGGCGGCUUUCAAUACCGUCCGAGCUGAGACCAACGCUUUCCUACGGAAAGGAUGCCCAUAAGCAUCCGAAUACAAUGACCAUGUAUCUUGUUCUCGUACACUUGAACUACUACUUUUGCAUCAAUAUAGUUCACUUAGCAGGGAGUCGGUGCGAGUCGUGGCGUUCCGCCUGCUCAUCUCCAGGGAUGAUGGAUGGCCUGAAAUCCAGCCUAACGCUGUCUGUUGAAGCGAGUCGCUCUUUACUAUGUUUCCUGAGGGAUGCCGAAAACUCUAUAAGCACGGGAAGCUUCUGGUCUCUCCUCUUCUACCCCAUGUCAGCGGUCCUUACACUAUUUUGCAAUCUACUGGCGGAUCCAAACGCUUCUACCGCGGCGGAUGAUGCACACCUUCUUGUCGUAGCAGAACAUACCACGGAACGUGUUUUUCUGCGGCAGAUAUCCGAAAUCGACCAGGCUGCCCAUAUACAAGCCAUAACCGGGUUCAUUUCUAGCGUACGGAACAUUGCGCAGCAAGCGAUCAAGAAAUAA